Messenger RNA from Acanthoscelides obtectus, 566 nucleotides. Lineage: Eukaryota; Metazoa; Arthropoda; Insecta; Coleoptera; Chrysomelidae. The record is from the annotation of a GenBank genome assembly.
GUCAAUAUGUGGUCAAUAUUAUUUAGAGCAGUUGUGUCAAUUGUUAUUGAUAAAUUCUGAUAGUAAGUUUUGGGAAAAAUGGAAUUUUUCGGCCUAACAUACUAUGGAUUCAGCGAUCCUAUUAAAGACAUGAUAAGGGAUAACUACACAGAGCCAAAGUCACCCCCAAAAAAUAUUCUGGAGGUGGAAAACAAAAAGGGCCAAGACUUCUUCGGAAGAAUAAAUGAGUUGGAUUGCUAUAUUGGAUAUGCUGAUGGAUAUGCUUACAGGUCCUUUGAAAGACUUCAGAAAAUGAAGCAGAAAUACGUGGUAAAACCGAUUGGUCCAUGCGACAUGUACAAAUAUCCUGGUGUGUGCUCCAUGCAAUAUGGCUGGUGGAAUAGUGAUCCUACGCUUAAAGAAGACAAGUGGUAUUUGCCCAGAGAAAAGCAUCCAAUGACCACUUCAGAGAUUAGCAGAUAUAUUAACCAUUGCCUCUCUGUAGAUAAGGGGUUCAAGUUUUGAAAGAAACAGAACCGGAAUAAUGACAAACCUAUUUUGUUUAAUAAAAUCAGAUUCAAACUCAA